UCGAUACGGUUUUGAAAUUCAAAAAUAGUUACAUACGGUGGAUUAAAAAUGUCUUUUUCAAGAGCCCCUUUGAAAAGGUUCAACGAGAACAUGGGUUGUGCUCCUGCUCCGGGGUCCUAUGAGGUCAAACCUGAGGACCUGAAGGGAGCAGCUUCCUUCAACAAAUCUGAUCGAUUCAGAAUUGUUAAGGCAGCCGCUAUGCCACCACCAUCGCCCUCCAGAAGUGUCCUAAUGUCACCUGUCCGCAGGACGAUGUCUGUUGAUGGUCUUGUUGAAGGUUCAAGUGUAAAGAAGGAUAAGAAUGCCAUGACCAUGGAAAGGAAGCAGCACAUGCUCCUAGAGAGAGAGAUGAGGUCACUGGUUCAGCAGCGAGGGGAGCAGGACCGUCGCUUGUUGACUCUAGAAGAGGAUCUGAAGAAGGUGGAGGCCAAGCUGCUGGCUGCAGUCAGGGAGAAGACGGGCCUCUCUGCCAAUGUCACCACUCUGGACAGACAGCUGGUAGAGCUCAAGAAGGUCAACGAGUUCCUAAAAAACAAGGUUUCUGCUGACACUACAAAAAAGAGAAUCAAUGCUCUCACGAUGGACUUGAUGGAGGCCAGGAACACUUUGGAUGUUAAAAACAAGGAGUUGAACGUCCUGCAGAUUAACACUGAAGGCCAAGCUAAUGUGCUAGACUCUGACCUGCAAGCUGCCAGGGCUACUGUCACUGCUCUGAAAAACAGGAAUAAAGACUUGGAGAACCUUCAUCAAGUGACCAAAACUCUGAACAAAGAGCUGGAGAAUGAGAAUGCUAGAUUGCAUGCUGUUAUACAGGAGCUGAGGGAGGAGGUCCGAGUUGUGCAGGGAUACCUCGACGAAGCCAAUGAUCAGAUCCAGGAUCUCCGUUUGAAGCUCCGAGAGAAGACCCAGGAGAACACUGUUGCUGGUUCUCAGUUGGAGAAAGUGACGCAACUGGAGACUGACCUGGACCAGCGCACUGCUGAGAUAGAAACCACCCAAGGUGUGUUAAGGCAAAAAGAGAAGGAGGCACAGAAAUUCCAGCAAGCGCUGCAGGCGUCAAAGGAUGCUUUAGUGGAGGUGGAGAAGAGGUUGGAGACCCAAGAGCUGGAGCUGAAAUAUUCACAAAGGUCAGUGAGGGACAUGGAGGAGCAAAUGGAGUCGGCCAACCAAAAAGUUCAGGAUUCCCAAGCGACGGUUCGACAGCAGGAGGCAGAGCUCACUAGACUGAGAGAGGUGCUCAGAAGGACAGAGAAGGAGCUGGACGAGCGAGUGGCACAUCUGGAACAGAGGUGUCUGUUCUCUGAGGAAGAGAGAAGCAGGACUCGGGAGGAGGGAAUGAGGAGAGUGGAGGAGUUGAAAACAGAGCUCCUCUUGCUAACGGAAGCUAAAAAAGAUGAGAAAAAUACUCAGAUUCAACUCCAGCAAGAACAUGCUGCUCUUACUGAAGAACUGACAAAAGAAAAGGCACUUGUGGACGCCCUGUCUGUGCUGGUGGAGCAGGAGCGGGAGGAGGCAGAGGAGCGGCUGAGACUACUCAAGGAGGAGAUGGAGGAGGUGCUGGGAGAGCUCGCUCUCCUGGAGGACCAGGAGCAGACGUGGCAGGAGGAGGCGGAGAGGAAUCAGGAGUCCCUUCAGAGGCUGCAGGAGGAAUACAACGAGCUGGAGGGACAGCUGAGUGAUGCCAGGGCACUGUUGGACAGUAAGAGCAACGAUGUGGCCGCUUCGAAAGAGGAGCAUUCAUCCGCCAUGACGGAACUCCAAGAGGCCCACACAGACUCGCUGAGCAAGAUGGGAGACAUUGUCACGGAGCUGAAAAGCGCCAGAGAGGCUCUGCAGGGAGCAGAGGGGAGACAGAAAGAACUGGAAGCAGAGAUGGACAGAGUGACGCAACAGAUGAAGGAGGAGAUGGAGAAAAUCGUUCAACAGAAAGAGGAGGAGGUCAACCGAGUGAAGGAGGGCUUGGAGGAGCACCAGGAGAGACAGUUAGCUGAGGCAAAAGCCAGGGAGGAGAAUUCAAGAAAGUUGCUGGAGGUGCAGACUCUCCUUACACAAAAAGAUGAGGAGAUAAAGGCCAUGGGGACGAGCCACGCCGCCCUGAUCGAUCAGCUACAGCUGCAGACAAAAGAGAGAGAAGAGGCAUGGGGGCACCUAGAGGAGCAGAGAAGUCUGCUCCAAAGUGAGAAGGAAAAGGCCCAGGAACUGCUAGAGGAGGUCAACCAGCAAAAAGGGGAAAUAAUGGAACAGCUCCAACAAGAAAGAGAAGAGAAAGUUAAAGUCCAGACAGCCCUUCAGGAGGAAAGGGGAGCAUUGGAGGUCGAAAGAGAAGACCUCCAGCAGGUCAGGUCUGAGGUGGUCCGUCUACAGAUCGAGCUUGAGCGAGUAGACGAGGAAAGGAAGAGUCUUCUGUCUCAAGUAGAGCUCACGGACCGGUCCAGGCUUGCUCUUGAACAUCAACUAAACAUGGCAGAGCAGGAUAGAAACCGGCCUCGCCCGGAUGAGGUUGAACAAGCGGGUUUGAUCUUCCGGGCCCAAUUAGACCUCAUGGAGGAGAAGACACAGACUCUGCACCGCGAGUUGGAAGAGCUGAGACAAGAUGGAUGUGCUCAGCAGGAGCAGGUGGAGUUGCUGACUCAGGAGAAGGUCACGCUGCAGUGGGAUUUGGAGGAGCAGCGGCAGGAACUUCAAAGACAAAUAGAUGAAGCGCAGGAGAAAAGCUCCCAAGUUUCAGAGAGUGAACACUGGAGGAAACAAUAUGAGGAGCUGUUUGUGAAGGUCAGGCCCUUUCAGGAGCAGCUCAAUGCGUUUGCAGCCGAGCGAAAUGCACUCGUCAAUGAAAACGGAGCGAACCAGGAGGAGUUGAACAAGUUGUCCGAUGCCUAUGCCCGUCUGCUGGGCCACCAGAACCAGAAGCAGAAGAUCAAACAUGUGAUAAAGCUGAAAGAUGAGAAUGUCAGCCUAAAACAGGAGGUGUCUAAGCUUCAGUCCCAGGUGAGCCGGCAGAAGAGAGAUCUGGAGCAGCUGAAGUCGAAGCGCCCCGGUAGUCCUCGUCGUCGGUUUGAUCCCAGCAAAGCUUUCCAUCACGACAAGGAGAACCGGCGAACAGAAACCCUUAAAGAAGGAAACCAUUAUGCAUAAUGGAGCUCUUCUGCCAGACGACAACUGAAAACUAAAUUACAUUUCUAUGGUUUUGUCUUUUUUUGUAUACUUCUUAUUUGUGUCAGUUUUGUUAACCGGCUUCAUAAUAGUUACACAGAGAGUGAGGAUGUAUGUUUCCGUUUACAUUUUAAUAAUAAAUGUUAGCAGCAGAUUGUACGUGUGCAGGAGCAGUGUGUUAAAAUAAUGAGAUGGAUGGCUGUAAGUCUACACAUAUUCGAAUAGGAGAUACUUAUAGCAAAUCUUAGGGCAGCUGAGCUAGCAACUUCUUUCUAAAUAUUUCUUCUUUGUAAAUAAAGACAACUUUUAAUACA
This is a messenger RNA of Anarrhichthys ocellatus (wolf-eel), 3467 nucleotides long. RefSeq names its product hyaluronan-mediated motility receptor (RHAMM) (gene hmmr). NCBI's taxonomy places the organism in Eukaryota, Metazoa, Chordata, Actinopteri, Perciformes, Anarhichadidae. Gene Ontology annotation, cellular component: membrane. The record is from RefSeq and is a predicted model, not a curated record. Bases 49 to 3135 code for a protein of 1028 amino acids. Gene Ontology annotation, molecular function: hyaluronic acid binding. The transcript has 20 exons.